GUAACUAAUACCACUCCAGUGACUGCUCCGGUACAGUGGGAGGGGACUUGCGGUUGUCUUUGAACGUGGUUCACUGAUUUCAGUCAGUGCGACUGUGCCUUCCUACCUGGCUACUCCGCUCCCCGACAUCACCAGCAGCAUCCACUAGUUAAACCAUGAAGAUCUGGACAUCAGAGCACAUAUUCAACCAUCCUUGGGAGACUGUGACCAAGGCUGCUAUGCAGAAGUACCCCAACCCCAUGAACCCCAGUGUGGUCGGUGUGGAUGUUUUGGACAGAAGUAUUGACAAACAGGGACGCCUCCACAGUAAAAGACUGCUCAGCACAGAGUGGGGUCUUCCAUCUGUAGUGAAAUCUCUCAUUGGCAACACGCGAACAUACACGUAUGUUCAGGAGCACUCGGUUGUGGAUCCCAAAGAGAAGAUUUUCGAACUUCAGUCCACAAAUAUCACUUUCACAAACAUGGUGUCUGUCGAUGAAAGGUUAACGUACACACCACACCCUGAAGAUCAAGAGAAAACAAUACUGACUCAGGAGGCUAUCAUCUCUGUGAAAGGAGUCAGCCUCAGCAGUUACUUGGAGGGAGUUAUGGCGAACACCAUCUCUGCAAACGCUGGAAAGGGCCGUGAAGCCAUGGAGUGGGUAAUCCGGAAACUGAACACAGAAAUCGAGGAGCUGGCAGCCACAGCACGCGGGACCAUACGUACCCCCAUGGCUGCCGCGGUCACCGAGAAAUGAAACCUGCCUCUCUUUUCCAGCAGAGUCUGAGAGAAGCUGCAAGCCAGUACAACCAGCCUCCCUUUCCGAUGUUCUGGUGCUCUGGAGUUUUUGUAUUUCGAAGGAACAGCCCAUCUGUCUAGUAUACUUUACUAUCUACAUUAGAUAGAUUUUAACACCAAGCUGCAUCAUAAAGAGAUUCUGUGGAGUGUUUUCAGGAGAUGCUACCUGGCAGUACUGCGGUGAUGAGACACUUGGGAAAGGAAAGUAGGUGAAACUCUCAGGGACAAGUUCAAACACCACUGUGUUAUCUGUGUGUUUGGAAACAUGCAGCAUUGGCAAAGAGGACUGAACUGAAAACUCACAAGUGCCAAAGCAGACGCACUGCUUUUUGUCCAGCCUCUUUUUAGAAGCACCUUUGCCAGCUUUGUUUUCAUCUGGCAAAAUACCUCAGAGUGCCAGCAAGUCUCCUCUGGCACGAAAACUGUGUUUACAGCGACAGGGUUACAAGAAAAAAGAGAUGUGCGGCUGUGGCUGCGAGGAAUACUCCUGUUGAAAUAUGAUGGUUAAAAAAACCCCCAAAAAACAAUACCUCGUUGAGGCAGGGUUAUGGGCAGUGCAUGUUAAGUGUACAUGGAAGUGGUUUCAGUUGUCAGAGUAAAUGGCUGAGUUUGAACACAGCCGUCGACAGUGACACGUUAAUGAAAUGUUUCAUUGUCAGGUUUAUUUGUGUGAGAGAGCCAACUCCUCAGCAAUGUUGUCUUGAGGGACCUCAGUAAUAACAAGACACUCAAUAUAAUCUGUAUGUUGUUGCUAUGUGAUAACUAAUAAUGUUAUUAAGGUAUUUAUGUAAAAUAAAGGGAUCAAGAGACUUGCCAUAUUUAUGUUUUUGAAGGAGAAGACGACCUCAAAUCACGAGUUAGUAUCACUUUGAUGGAAAUCAGUCUGAUGUAUAGAGACAAACAAAACGGUAAAGACUUUAAGUUACAUACUGUACCAGACCUGAACUCGGACAGUUUUAUCAAUACACACAAGACUUCUCUGCCUCAGUUGUAACUUGAAACACAAACAGUCCUCUCAGUUUAAAGGCUGAGACCUUUGCAUCAACUUAUAUUUGCACUUUCAGAAUAAGGUAUUUUAGCAAAGUAAAGCUGCUACACAUGCUGAGGGUGCUGAUUAAUUGUGAAUAUUUUGGUAUUACUGUCUGAGAUUAAAUGUGGUUACAAUUUGCAUUUAAGAAGGUCUGUCUUUAUAUAAAGAUCAGCAGUGGCUAUGCUUUUUUUUUUGUUUGUUUGUUUUUUUUUAACAUGUAUAUUUGUCUAUAGCAAGAAUAUAUAUAUUUAGAGAAAGUGUUGGUUUUGCGGUAGUGAGAUGCGACGUGGGUUGACCAUUGAGAAAUAUAUCACGUGCUUAGUCAGAAAUUGUAAUGUGUGCAUUUUGUGCCUCGGAAAAAAGAAAAAAUACAGAAUGUGGCAAUUAAACAAAUAUGUAAUCAUGUUUGAAUAGAUUUCUGCUCAAAGUAAUUCUUCACAUUGGUUCUGGUUUUGAGUUGGCAUUCAGUAUAGGUUAUACGAUUAUAUAACAUGGAGUUGAUAUUUAUCAAGGUUCAUUAUUUUCAAGUAGCAACAUGGCCUGUGGGAAAUGUGCAUAUGAUUCUGCCAAAAUUCGAGCUUGAUUGCCUUUUGGGAAGUUCAAUCAAGAAAUGCUCACUAAAUGUAUGCAUUCCAAAAGUCACUGUUAGCUAAAGAGUCUGAAGGCAUGUUUAUGCAGUGCUCCUCUGUAUUUUCAGAGUCUAGACACUGAAACACCUACAGUAGGUGUGGGCCAGUACACCUGCAUUCUUCUUAUGUCUGUCACUUAAUAGGAUGCACUUGUAAGUUUGAAAUGGAAGAGCCACAUGCUGCCACACUGUGGCCAAAUGCUAGACUUAGUUUUGUCUUGAGAUAAGUCAUUUAAGAAAAAAUGUCAGAUCUUACCUUGACAGAAGUUUCAAGUUUAGAGCCAAAGUAAAUAAAAUAUUUUUAAGUUA
This is a messenger RNA of Micropterus dolomieu (smallmouth bass), 2745 nucleotides long. RefSeq names its product PRELI domain containing 3 (gene prelid3b). Gene Ontology annotation, molecular function: phosphatidic acid transfer activity. Gene Ontology annotation, biological process: phospholipid transport. Bases 156 to 737 code for a protein of 193 amino acids. Lineage: Eukaryota; Metazoa; Chordata; Actinopteri; Centrarchiformes; Centrarchidae. Gene Ontology annotation, cellular component: mitochondrial intermembrane space. The transcript is spliced from 6 exons. The record is from RefSeq and is a predicted model, not a curated record.